CAGUAAUGCAAAAGCGUCGCGAUCUCUGCGGACUAUAAAUAGACUUGCUCACCAGUUUCUCACGUCUUGCAAACUAAACCACGAACCGAAUCGACAGGCCUACUAGGUAUAGCUAGAAAACGAAUUUUUACUGCAGAAAUGGAAGGCAUCAAGAAGAAACUGCAAGCUCUAAGAGGAGAAGUGGAAGAAGCCAGUACUAGAGAGGCAGAGGCAAAGGAAGAAGCCGCAAAGGCUCGCCAGGAAGCGGACCGCCUCCAGGAGGAGAAGGAGGACGUGCAGCGGAAGCUCGUCAUCUUGCAGGAUGACUUGGAGAAAAGCGAAGCUCGUGCCGACGAGUACCGCAAGGAGGCCGAGGAGAAAGCUAGUGCUCUUGAUGAGACAGAGAGGUUGCUGAGAAAACUGACAACAAACAAAGAUGUCGAUUCAGAUGAAAAAGAGAUUCUCAUAGAGGAGAUCAGAGCCAAGACAGACAGAGCCGUAGAGCUUGAGAAGCUGGUUGAAGAGUUGAAUGGACGGAUAAAGUUACUGGAGGGAGAUUUGGAGUCAGCAGAGGACAGGAACGAUGAGCAGAGUCGGAAGGUCGGUUCUCUGGAGAAGGAGCUAACAGAGCCACAAACUCACUGAAGGAAAGGGUUGUCAGUGAUGAAAGGUCCAAGAAGGCAGAAGACGAUCUCGAGGACAAAGUGAGGGACCUAAAGAGCAAGUCCUCCGAGCAGGAAACACAGCUGGAAGAGUACAAACACAGGGUCACCCAACUCGAACGCGAGAAAGACCAGCUGGAAGAGGACCUAGAUGCCGCUGAACAGAGGUGUGAGGGGGCCAAGAAGGAGCUAGAAUCGACACUGUCUGAGCUGAGCGACAUUUAGCUUCGCCAAACCUUCCGAUUGAGAAUAGUCUGUGAAACUUUUUUUUUGUUAGUUUUGCUACACUCAAUGAUUUGUAAAACUAUAUUCACCGGUUCAAAUUGUGUUUUAGUCUCUUUUAGAUUACUUUUUCAU
Messenger RNA from Geodia barretti, 998 nucleotides. The record is from the annotation of a GenBank genome assembly. NCBI's taxonomy places the organism in Eukaryota, Metazoa, Porifera, Demospongiae, Tetractinellida, Geodiidae.